Molecule: messenger RNA, 1109 nt
Organism: Melopsittacus undulatus (budgerigar)
Lineage: Eukaryota; Metazoa; Chordata; Aves; Psittaciformes; Psittaculidae
Product: blue-sensitive opsin-like
Exons: 5
Coding region: 1-1074 (357 amino acids)
Biological process (GO): G protein-coupled receptor signaling pathway; visual perception; phototransduction
Cellular component (GO): photoreceptor outer segment; plasma membrane
Molecular function (GO): G protein-coupled photoreceptor activity
Source: RefSeq, a predicted model, not a curated record
AUGCCUCCCGAUGACCUCCCCGAGGAUUUCUUCCUGCCGGUGGACGCUCCUGACGGGAACGUGUCGGCUCUGAGCCCGUUCCUGGUGCCGCAGACGCACUUGGGCAGCGCAGGUCUGUUCGCGGCCAUGGCGGCGUUCAUGGCGGCGCUGGUGGCGCUGGGGGUGCCGGUGAACGCGCUAACCGUGGCCUGCACCGCGCGCUACCGGAAGCUGCGCUCGCACCUCAACUACAUCCUGGUGAACCUGGCGGUCGCCAACCUGCUGGUCCUGCUCGUGGGCUCCACCACUGCCGCAUACAGCUUCGCGCGCACAUACUUCGUGCUGGGGCCCACGGCCUGCAAGGUGGAGGGGUUCACUGCCACGCUCGGAGGCAUGGUCAGCCUCUGGUCUUUGGCUGUUGUGGCCUUCGAGCGGUUUCUGGUCAUCUGUAAACCUCUUGGCUCCUUCUCGUUCCGCGGCAGUCACGCGCUGCUGGGCUGCGCGGUCACGUGGGUCUGCGGGCUGGCGGCGGCCACGCCCCCUCUGCUGGGCUGGAGCCGGUACAUCCCCGAGGGUCUCCAGUGCUCCUGUGGCCCCGACUGGUACACGACCAACAACCGUUGGCACAAUGAGUCCUACGUCCUCUUCCUCUUCCUCUUCUGCUUCGGGGUCCCCCUCAGUGUCAUCGUGGUCUGCUAUGGGCGCCUGCUGCUCACGCUGCGCAAGGUGGCGCGCCAGCAGGAGCAAUCCGCCAGCACCCAGAAGGCCGAGCGCGAGGUCACGCGCAUGGUGGUGGUCAUGGUCUUGGGCUUCCUCACCUGCUGGUUGCCGUACGCGACCUUUGCCCUCUGGGCCGUGACCCACCGCGGCCGCCCCCUGGAGCCUGCGCUUGCCUCCGUCCCCUCCGUGUUCUCCAAGGCCUCAACCGUCUACAACCCAAUCAUCUAUGUGCUCAUGAACAAGCAGUUCCGGUCCUGCAUGCUGAAGAUGCUGUUCUGCGGGAGGAGUCCCCUGGCGGAUGAUGAUGACGCUUCCGGCUCCUCUCAGGCCACUCAGGUCUCGGCCGUCAGCAGCCAAGUCUCACCUGCCCCAUAGCGGGGACAGACCCACGGCCGGACCCACAGCGGGAC